AUUAGUUUCUGCAAAUUAAUUGAUAGCCAGCAAAAGCGAAAAUGUGUAAUCCGUGUUGCGGCCCUUGCGAUCCGUGCUCUCCCUGUUAUCCUUGCAGACCGUGCAAAAGCCGUGAGCUGAGAGGAGGAAAUCUAAUCAUGUCCUGCGAAUGUCUGAAGAGGAACGGUUUGCAGCACGAUUGUCCGCGAUGGGAGUGUCAGGCAAAACCCUGUUGCCUCACCAAACCGGAAGCUACGUGCUGUCCAUCGCUAUGGGCGCGGCGCUAUCGAUUCGUGACGAUGGGACGGAAGAGUAAGUUCGAGUGUCCGGCAUUGCAAACAGUGUCGACGGCUGGUGGUGGCUGCAAUCCGUGUCCUGUCGGACCGUGCUCAACUCCAUGCGAUCCGUGCUGUUUGCCGGCCGUGUGCAGUCCAGCCCCAUCUUACAACCCUUGUUGUGUUCCUGUGUGCGAUUCAAGCUAUCCGCCAGUUUGCAAACCAAUCUGCUUUGAAAACAAAACUCACAUCCAGAACAAUGAUCAGGAGUUGUAA
This is a messenger RNA of Anopheles bellator, 530 nucleotides long. Its product is annotated as keratin-associated protein 10-12-like. The record is from RefSeq and is a predicted model, not a curated record. NCBI's taxonomy places the organism in Eukaryota, Metazoa, Arthropoda, Insecta, Diptera, Culicidae. The transcript has 5 exons. The coding region runs from base 42 to 530 and encodes 162 amino acids.